Felis catus (domestic cat) is the source of this 6734-nucleotide messenger RNA. RefSeq names its product family with sequence similarity 222 member A (gene FAM222A). The record is from RefSeq and is a predicted model, not a curated record. The coding region runs from base 4082 to 5482 and encodes 466 amino acids. The transcript is spliced from 2 exons. Lineage: Eukaryota; Metazoa; Chordata; Mammalia; Carnivora; Felidae.
CCUAGCCCUGGAGACAAGUCAACAGGCAGUUACAGCUUGGGGAGCCCGUUGUGGGGUGGGGGGUAUGUCCCGGCUGAGACCGGGAGCGCCGGAGCCAGCUACCCAGGGCGGGUAUAAGCAACCUUUCGUACUUCAUUCUCCCAGCACGAAAUCCAAGCAUCUUCUGUGCUCCAGGCACUGUUGGGACAACUGCACCCAACCCCAGGCUGACCACUCUCAAUCAGGAACCGGGGAGGACCCAGAGGUGUCUCAGGGCGCGGGAGACAGGCGGACGCAGACUGGAUGAGUUGGGUGUGUGCGGGAGGGGAGCACACGGAGGCCUCGUUCCAGCCGGGCUCUAAAGGACCAGUGGGAAUUUGGUUACGGAGGGAAUGCGUGUCGGUGUGCGAGAAUCAUCCCAAGCCACGGCGUCUGUGGUGCCCAGGGGACACAUGGCCAGGGCUCAGAUCCUGGCUCACGGAUCCUUUCUGUGUGACCAGAGCUCUCAAAGUGACGGUCCUUGGGCCGUUUCCCACCCGCCAGGUGUAUGAUUUGCCCCACUCAGUGACGGAGCCUGAUUUCAAGGGUGAACGCCCCCGGGCAGGGCACGGCCUCCCUGUGCACCUCACCUCCGUCCCUGCCCCGCCUGGGCCUUCGGGCUCAUUCCCGGCCCAUCUGUCCUUCAGUCCUCAGCAAAAAUCCCCGCUUGACACCCUGUUCCUUGAAUGUCUCACCUCUUCUGAAACCCAGGGCUGCCUCCCAGGCUGCCGUGAGGACUUCAGGAGGGCGGGGCUGUAAGGAUUUGGCACAAUGCCUGGCCUGGGGCCACACUCAAGGGAGGGUGGUUGUCGGCUGGUGAGAGGAGGCCCGGGGGCCACCAUGUGUGUGUCCAGGGGCCUGUGCGGAAGGAGGGUUGCAGAGAGAGGUCAGGGUCAGAUGGCUGGGGCCUCGAAUACCAUCCUGAGCAGUUCAGAUUUCACAAACACUGGGGCCCACCGGAGGGUUUUACAGCGACCACCCCCCCCCCCGGGGACUUGGAGACAGUGGAGGGAGCUCCAGUGAGUUCAUCACCACCAGCAACUACAGCACCCACUGAGGACAGGACCCUUUAUGGUCCUCACAAAAAUUCUCCAAGGACAGCAAUAGCAGCAGCGUCCCCAUUUUACGAGAAAACGGAGGUUCCCAGAGGGGUCGUGGCCCGCCCAAAGCCACGCGGUGCGUGUGUGGCACAGCCGGGAUCUGAAUCCAGAUCUCUGGGACUCGGCCCCCAUCUGCCCCCCUGCACCAUGAUGCCUUUUCAAAAGGCUGCCAGCCGCCCUCCAUGCUCUGCCUGGGAGCAGAGGCGGCCGGACAGUGACGGGCGCCCAGGCGGGCAGACAGGGAGGGCCUCGGGCUGCUCAAGGCCGAGGGAAGAGGAGGAGGGUUUGAAGCAGGCUGCGCGACGCAGACGUCAAGGGCAGGAGGGCCCUGGGAGAAAGGAGAGCUGUGCGCCUGUCCCCCACCCUAAAGCAACGCAAGGUCACGGCCAGCCACUGGCAACGACAGAAAAGCACAGAGAAGAAACGAAACGCCCCCUCACCAGGCAGGGCCAUGCUGGCAUCUGCGGCUCUUUUCUUCUUCAGUCUUGAUCUGACCCCCCAACGCUUCAACAGGGAAGGAGAGAGACGGAGGGCUCUUGAGUACAGCCCCUCUGUCACCUCCUCUUUCCACAUACCUGUACUCUAUACCUGUGCCCACUUCGUCAGAGCCUUCCAGAACCCAAGUCUCAAUGCCCAGCAAAGCACAUCGCUGCUGAGAACCUGCUGGGUGCUCUGUCUCGUGGGGACAGGCUGCUCCCAGGACUUCCUCCUGAUGCCCCUAUUCCUGCCCUAUUUUCCACCCAGUAGCUCAAGGGGUCCCAUCAAAACUCAAGGUAGGUCACGUUCUUCCUCUGGUCCCCACCCUCCAACGUGGACCAGGAGCCCAGGUCCUCAAGUACGCCACCCUGUCCAUCUUCUACGGGCCUUCCCUGCUGGCUCUGCUUCCCCAGACGCACCUCGUCCACGCCCCUUGGCCUUGUUGCCUGCCGUCCCCCUGCGGACACUGCUCUUCGUCAGACAGCCUCACGGCCCACUCGCUCACCUUCCCGCCCUCUCUCCAAGGCCGUAUCAUCAGAGACACCUUCUUCGCCGAUCGCCGAGUCCACACUGAACACCCCUCCACCAGGUCUGCCCCGUCCCCUGUGCCCUGCUGUUUCUGAUACUGUGCUUGCACAACAAAUUACCCCAAAAGUCAGUGGCCUCCGACAGCCGUGCGGUACGCUCAGGGGUACGGACAGGGCACAGGCUGGGGGCUGGAACCUUCUGAAGGCUUUUGCUUCCUCAUAUAUCAGGUGGUUGAUGCUGGCGGCCGAGAAAACACCCACACGUGGCCUCUCCACGUGACCUAGACUUCCGAGAGCACAGUGCCUGGGUUCCAGGGGCGGACGCCCCAAGGCACCGACACAGAGCCACCUCGGGCUCCGGGCGAAGCCACGCCGCAACAACCCAGCCACACAACAUCGUGUCUGCCCCGCUCUGCUCAGUAGAAUGGAAGUUGCCCAGUUACUUCCUGUUCGAGUGAAGGAAAAGCGACCUCCGUGAUUUGUGGGAGGAGUGGGAGAAUUCGUGGACGUGUCCUAAAACUACCACACCCACUCUAUCCUUGUUUCCGGGGCUGGUUGCGGCCUGACUCGACGUGUAGGAUUGUCGCCCCACGAGACCGUCGGCUCCGUGAGGGCAGGGACUCUGCCUGGGCUUUGGUUACUGCUGCUUUUCCCAGGCCCUGCAUAGUGCCUGCAUAGACGAGGGCCCAGGAAGCAUCUGGUGGAUGCGGGGCUGAGGGGAGGCUUCCGAGAGGCAGCUCUCCACGAGGCUGUCCGCUUGGCUUAGUUCCUCCCAAGUGUCAUGACUGGCAGUGAACAGGGGCCCCCAGGCUGGACGGGUCCGUCUGGGCACAGCGCCAUCAUUCAUUGAGACGUUCCCGAGCACCUACUAUGUGUCCUGUAGACACCGGGGACUCCGCAGUGAGCAAGCCAGCUCAGGGAGCCCAAGCCUGGUGGGGGAGAAGGACGAGUCCCUGGCACGUGGUGACCAAGCCCAGGCACUGAUGGAGCCCAGCUGGGGGGACCCGAGAAGGCAGGGAGGGAGUAGCACUGAAGAGAGGCGCUGGGAUCCCCCAACAGGCCCCCUCCCCUGCCACCCGUUAACCCUGUGAGCGCUCUUCCCACGUCCCCCAUCCUCACCGCUGCUGAGAAGCCCGCCAGAGACAGCCGGCUCGGCUGGUGCCAUCUGUGAGGCCUUUUUUGUGUCAUCACAAUGGCCACACGGGGCUGUGCAAGAGCACUGAACUGGUGGCUGGGCCCCCCUCCAGGAACCCUGGUGGGAAAAGCUGGGUGUGAGGCACCCAGGGUGGCUCAGGAGAAAGCCUUCAGGAACAAGGCACAAGGCAGGGGCUGCGGCAGCCACGGCCUCAGCGCAACUGGGCCAGGUUUGGGACCGGGGACUCCGGUGACCUGCAGGGGCACACCCAUGUCCCCACCCAAAGGCACUCCCAUUCAAGACACCGGAGAGCCCUGAGCACAUGCCGGGCGAGACCCACUCAGGGCCGUGGGCUGGCAGGCCCUAGCAGCCAGCCAAGGGCAGGGGUGAGAGCUGCUGGGCCUGUGACCUCUAACGGCUCACCUCCUGCCUCUCGGAGCCUCCGGGGUCCCUCCUUUGGAUUAUUCCCACCCUCCCCCCCCCCAAGUUCUAUGGAAGAGGGAGAGCCUCUCGAGUGUCCUGGCUUCACGGGGGCCUGCCUCGUGAGGCGAGCGUUAUGAAGACUUGGAAGGAAGACACGCCGGGUCCAGUCUCAGCACCGCCCCUUGCCCGUGGCGUGGUCUUAGGAAGCUCUGAGGUCAUACCCUCAUCUGUAGAACAGGGGCCUCUGCUAGUUAUCUGUUGCUGUGUAGCCGGUGACUCUAGAACUUAGCAGCUUGAGACCUGGACAGACGUGUGUUCUCACUCAUGGUCUGUGAUCAGGGAUUCAGGAGAGGCUUAACUGGGUAGUUCUGCUCUGCGUCUUCCAUGAAGCUGCAAUCAGGAUGCUGGCCGGGACCGUACUCAUCCGAAGGCUCGACCGGGGCUGCCUCGCAUGGCUGUGGGUGGGAGACCCCCGUUCAUCUCCCCCGUGGGCUGCUUCCCCCACAGCAAGCGAUCCGGGUGAGACGGCCGCCAGCUCCAUGCAUUCGUCCCGCUACCCGAGCCCAGCCGAGCUGGACGCCUAUGCCGAGAAGGUGGCCAACAGCCCGCUGUCCAUCAAGAUCUUCCCCACCAACAUCCGGGUGCCCCAGCACAAGCACCUGGGCCGCACGGUCAACGGCUAUGACACCAGCGGCCAGCGCUACAGCCCCUACCCGCAGCACGCCGCCGGCUACCAGGGCCUGCUGGCCAUUGUCAAGGCCGCCGUCUCCUCCUCCGGCAGCGCCGCGCCUGCCGGGCCUGCCAAAAGCGUGCUCAAGAGCGCCGAGGGCAAGCGGACCAAGCUGUCACCAGCUGCUGUGCAGGUGGGCAUCGCGCCCUACCCGGCGCCCAGCACUCUGGGGCCCCUGGCCUACCCCAAGCCGCCCGAGGCACCCGCCCCACCACCCGGCCUGCCCGCGGCCGCCGCCACCGCCGCCUCCGUCAUCCCCCUGCCUGGCCGCGGCCUGCCCCUGCCGCCUUCCAACCUGCCCUCCAUCCACAGCAUCCUCUACCAGCUCAACCAGCAGUGCCAGGCCCCGGGCGCCGCGCCUGCCGCCUGCCAGGCCGUAGCCGGUCCCCACCCCAGCCCGGCCAAGCACGGCCCCGUGCCCAGCUUCCCCGGCAUGGCCUACUCGGCUGCUGCCGCCGGCCUGCCCGACUGCCGGAAAGGUGCCGAGCUGGGCCAGGGCGGCACGGCGGCCUCGACGUUGGCUGGGGCCACCAAGCCUGCAGGGUACGCCGACGGGGGCCUGGAUUACCUGCUGUGGCCGCAGAAGCCGCCCCCACCCCCACCCCAGCCGCUGAGGGCCUACAGCGGCGGCACGGCGGCCAGCAAGUCCCCCGAGGCGUGCGGGGGGCGGGUGUACGAGCGGGCCAGCGGGUCGCCCCUCAGCUGCGCCAUGGGGCUGCCCACCGGCUUCACCGUGGGCCAGUACUUCGCCGCCCCCUGGAACAGCGUGCUGGUGACUCCCACCAGCGAUUGCUACAACCCGGCGGCGGCCGUGGCCGUCACGGAGCUGGGGCCGGGGGCGCCCCGGGAGCUGGCGGGCCCCCCCGUGGAGGCCCUCUCGGGCCUGCCCAGCAAGAGCGUGUGCAACACGGCCGUGCUGAGCAGCAGCCUGCAGUCGCUGGAGUAUCUCAUCAAUGACAUCCGGCCGCCCUGCAUCAAGGAACAGAUGCUGGGCAAGGGCUACGAGACCGUGGCUGUGCCCCGGCUGCUCGACCACCAGCACGCCCACAUCCGCCUGCCCGUCUACAGAUAAGGCCUGCCCGGCGGACGCGUGGACAGACGGACAGGGCGUCGAGCGGGAAGGCAGGCCGCAGAGCAGGGUGGGCGGCGCACAGGGGCGCCCAGCCUCGCCCUGUGCCCGAGUGCCCGUGGGUGCCCACAGGGAAGCCGGGCGGGCUGCUGCCGUGCGGCCACCUGAUGGGGAGUGGCGGGGCCACCUUUCUCCCCAAGGCCCCUCCCUGCUAUCGGCUGCCCGAGGACACGGGGAGGGCCCAGGACCACCACUGACGUCCACCACUUCCUCCAUCCAAGCUGGCAGAGGCAGGGAGAGAGAAACCACUUUAAAACAGGAAUGGUUCUUGCUGGCUUUCCCAAGAGAGGGGCUCAGGCCACGGGGGGGACACAGGAGGAAAUGUGAUGGUCCAGAGUCAGGGUGGGGUCAGAGCAGCCCCCAGGGGUCAGAGAGCUCCUCCCCCCACGGGCUCCCCGUCUCCUGGAAAAGGAGCAGAGAGGGGGUAUAGGAAGUCACAGGGCCUACAGUGUCCCCCACUGGCCAAUCCAAGUGAAGACCACUCUGAGAGAGGCUCCAAGGACCACCAGUCCCCCUGCUCCUCCUCCUCUAGAUUCUCCUUCCCUCCUCCCAUUUCUUCCCCAAACAGAAUUACACCCCCAUCCCCACCCUCCAGACCCCGUACUACCACCAUCCCCUUUCUCUCCACAUCUUACAGGGCUGCUGGGCACGGCUGUACAGGCUGUGCACCGCACAAGGGCACCUCGUCCAAGGAGACACCAUUUGCAUCCUAGACGUGUAUAUUUGUUACGGCAGUUUUCUGAAUCUUGAGGAAGGGGCGCCAUUUUCCUAUUCGCACAAAGGCACCACAGGGGCUGACGGUGGGCCUGCCAUCUUAGACACCAGUCAGAGGGACCCUGGCCUGCCUUCCUCAGGGGUUCUCCUCAGAGCCAGUGAGAGGCAACCUACUGGUUUUAACCGGGAGACCCGAUCCAACGCCCUUCCUGCAAGCUGCCCUCCAAGGCCCACCCCACACCAUGGGGAGGCAGGCAAGGAGCCCCCUCUUCGGUCCCCAAGUCCCGGCCCCUCUGGCACUCCGGAAGCGGUACUGUAUCUCUCCAAGGCCUGUUCGAGCACUAAGUGCAUUUACAAAUCUCUGAGAAUGUUUUUUUUUUAUACUAAAAUUGACCAUUAUAUUCUACUGUGAGAAGUGCAGUCUGCACUAUAUUGUUUUAAAAACGAAGAGAAAGAAAAAAAAAGGAAAACACAGAUGGUG